This is a messenger RNA of Paramuricea clavata, 1317 nucleotides long. The record is from the annotation of a GenBank genome assembly. Lineage: Eukaryota; Metazoa; Cnidaria; Anthozoa; Malacalcyonacea; Plexauridae.
AUGGCUGCAGAUCCCGUCACACCAUUUAGUAAACUGGCUGAGAAAUAUGGAGACAUUUUCACGGUUGCUUUUCCAAACGGCAAUGCUGUCAUCUUGAAUACAGCAUCCCUAGUUCGUGAAGCCAGGCUUGCCCCCGGGAGACAAGAAGAUCUUGCGGGAAAAUCACCAGAGUCUUUCUUUCCUUUCGGAGAGAUAAUGGGUCAUAAUAUGGCCGGAUCUGAUUACUCAGCCGCAUAUCUUUUUGAGAAGAAAGUGUUCGUAUCAGCAAUGCAUAGUUUUGGCGCUGGGAUAGAGCAAGCCUCGGUCCGUGCUGGUCACGCUGUUGAAAUCACGAUGAAAGAAAUCGAAAAUAAACCAGGGAGAUCUUUUUUACCAAAAAAUCUUUUCGAAUCGUCUAUAGUUGUGCAACUUUUGGAAUGGCUUACAUCGAAGAAGAUAACUUUGGAUGACCCAAUGGUGAAGGACCUCAACGAAUUUAACGCGAUUAUGGGCAGACAAGCAUUACUUAAUACAGUGUAUCAGUUAUUUCCAUUCCUAUGUUACUUACCAACGCAAUUUUUUCCCGAUAUAAAGCGAGCACAACAGAUUAGAGAGAAGAUUUUCCCACCGGAAUAUCGAGCCCACCAGCAGAGCUACAUUCCAGGCACCAUACGAGAUCUCACAGAUAGCUUUAUAAGUGCAUACGAAAAAGAGCUAGUCAAAGAGACUGGGAAAGACAUUGGCUCGAAAGAUAGUAGCAUUCCAGGCUUGAUGCUGAAUGUGGUUAUUGUGGGAUCAGAAACUAGCUCGGCAUGGCUAACUUGGUUUUUUCUCUUCAAUGUCUUAUAUCCUAAUGUGCAAAGCAAAAUACACGAGGAAUUGGACGCUGUAGUAGGACGUGAUCGUCUACCGAACUGGAAAGAUGCAGAAAGCUUGCCAUUCCUCCAAGUAACCUUAUGUGAAGUCGAAAGGGCAUCCGGUAUGAUGACGCUCGUCGGGACAAACGCGAUUCGUGACACAACGAUCGCUGGCUAUCACAUUCCUAAAGGAACAUUUGUCGGCCUGAAUCUUCCGAAGGUGCAUACGGAUAAACGAGAAUGGCCAGAACCGGAGAAAUUUAAACCUGAAAGAUUUCUGGAUGAGGAUGGCAAGUUCGUCGGCUGGAACAAAUUACACGGUUUCAUGCCGUUUGGCGUUGGUCGUAGAGAAUGUCCUGGCCAAUCAUUGGCGAAGGUAAUGAUGUUUUCGUUUGCUUCAAUAUUAUUACAUCGUUACAAGAUCGAAUUGCCUGAGGGAGCGGCGAGAUGCCGAGUGAUAAAGUAUCCACUCCGCAAAUAA